CCCCCCCCCGGCCGGGAUUGGUACAGUCCGAGUGUGAGCUGAGGCGGAGGCUCAGUGUUUGGAGCUGAGUGAGAGCUUCUAGGCUGAGCUGAGUGUGAGUGAGGAUCCAGGACAUGGUGUGAGUCAGACAGCAUGGCUUCAGCAGACCUCAGGUUCCAAGGUAAGGACUCCAUCUGAGUGACACUCACUGUGACCUGCACUCAGCCCAGGCACACUCACUGUGACAGUCACUCAGCCAGCCAGGUACACUCACUGUGACAGUCACUCAGCCAGCCAGGCACACUCACUGUGACAGUCACUCAGCCAGCCAGGCACACUCACUGUGACAGUCACUCAGCCAGCCAGGUACACUCACUGUGACAGUCACUCAGCCAGCCAGGCACACUCACUGUGACAGUCACUCAGCCAGCCAGGUACACUCACUGUGACAGUCACUCAGCCAGCCAGGCACACUCACUGUGACAGUCACUCAGCCAGCCAGGCACACUCACUGUGACAGUCACUCAGCCAGCCAGGUACACUCACUGUGACAGUCACUCAGCCAGCCAGGCACACUCACUGUGACAGUCACUCAGCCAGCCAGGUACACUCACUGUGACAGUCACUCAGCCAGCCAGGCACACUCACUGUGACAGUCACUCAGCCAGCCAGGUACACUCACUGUGACAGUCACUCAGCCAGCCAGGUACACUCACUGUGACAGUCACUCAGCCCAGGACACACUCACUGUGACAGUCACUCAGCCAGGACACACUCACUGUGACAGUCACUCAGCCCAGGACACACUCACUGUGACAGUCACUCAGCCCAGGACACACUCACUGUGACAGUCACUCAGCCAGGACACACUCACUGUGACAGUCACUCAGCCCAGGCACACUCACUGUGACCUGCACUCAGCCCAGGACACACUCACUGUGACAGUCACUCAGCCAGGACACACUCACUGUGACAGUCACUCAGCCAGGACACACUCACUGUGACAGUCACUCAGCCCAGGCACACUCACUGUGACAGUCACUCAGCCCAGGACGCACUCACUGUGACAGUCACUCAGCCCAGGACGCACUCACUGUGACAGUCACUCAGCCCAGGACACACUCACUUUGACAGUCACUCAGCCCAGGACACACUCACUGUGACAGUCAUUCAGCCCAGGACACACUCACUGUGACCUGCACUCAGCCCAGGUACACUCACUGUGACAGUCACUCAGCCCAGGACACACUCACUGUGACAGUCAUUCAGCCCAGGACACACUCACUGCGACCUGCACUCAGCCCAGGACACACUCACUGCGACCUUCACUCAGCCCAGGACACACUCACUGUGACCUGAACUCAGCCAAGGUACAAUUACUGUGACUGUCACUCAGCCAGGCACACUCACUGUGACAGUCACUCAGCCCAGGUACACUCACUGUGACCUGCACUCAGCCAGGACACACUCACUGUGACCUGCACUCAGCCCAGGCACGCUCACUGUGACCUGCACUCAGCCCAGGCACGCUCACUAUGGCCUGCACUCAGCCCAGGCACACUCACUAUGGCCUGCACUCAGCCCAGGCACACUCACUGUGACAGUCACUCAGCCCAGGUACACUCACUGUGACAGUCACUCAGCCCAGGUACACUCACUGAGAUAUUCACUCAGCCCAGGUACACUCACUGUGACCUGAACUCAGCCAAGGUACACUCACUGUGACAGUCACUCAGCCAAGGACACACUCACUGUGACAGUCACUCAGCCAUGCGCACUCACUGUGACAGUCACUCAGCCCAGGUACACUCACUGUGACAGUCACCCAGCCAAGGUAUACUCACUGAAAUAUUCACUCAGCCCAGGUACACUCACUGUGACAUUAAAUUACUGUUACAUGUGCUUACCUCAUUUAUCCGCACCCUGUGUUGUGUAUCCAGCCCAAGUAUACCUAUCCCAUCUUACCUCUUACUGUGACACUCAGAUCUACACAGUACUAUUCCCCUGGGUAUUACUUUCCGAUAUACACAGUACUAGCCUACUGAGUGUACCAGUCUGAUAUACACAGUACUACCCCACUGAGUGUACCAGUCUGAUAUACACAGUACUAGCCCACUGAGUGUACCAGUCUGAUAUACACAGAACUAGCCCACUGAGUGUACCAGUCUGAUAUACACAGUACUAGCCCACUGAGUGUACCAGUCUGAUAUACCCAGUACUAGCCCACUGAGUGUACCAGUCUGAUAUACACAGUACUAGCCCACUGAGUGUACCAGUCUGAUAUACACAGUACUAGCCCACUGAGUGUACCAGUCUGAUAUACACAGUACUAGCCCACUGAGUGUACCAGUCUAAUGUAAAGGUUGCCACACAAAGUGCAUUAGUUGGGGAUACAUAGAACUGGCACAUGAGGUCAAUUUCUGGACAACCCGACAGUACAUCUGACAUUGGAAUCAUCCUCUAUUGCCAGAAUUUGAUGAAGCAGCUGACCUUCUAGCUGCCAGUCCCGAUGCCUCAACGAUGAGUACGAAGCCGGAGAGUAAAGCCCAGCAUGCCACACUGCACAUGGGGGCCGACAGUGAGGGAGAUGAAGGUGAAACAGAUCAGACAGAGGUAAGAGUCAGUCUGUAUCAUUUGUCUUAGUUAAUCCUCCCAACCAAUGAAGAAACCAGUAUUUGUCCUAAUAUUUCUGGUUUAAAUGUUCAUCAGCUUUGGCCAGCCAUCACAUCACGUUUUGUUCAUACCUGGCUUAGCUUUUUGUUUUUUUGUUAGCAGCUAAGCAGUGCAUUUCUGGAUACGUGUCUAGUAAACAGUUAAAAUGUUAUAAGUAUUUCCCCUUUCUUUCCAGCUUCUCGCUGCCCAGAAGAAGCCAUCAAGUUUCUGGACCUUUCAGUACUAUCAGGACUUUUUCGACGUAGACACAUACCAGGUAAAGAGCAAGCACUACAUGGGGUAGGGUGCAUCAGCUAACAUGGGCAGAUGUAAAUUAAAUCCUCCUUUUUCGUUUCAGGUAUUGGAUAGGAUUAAGGCCUCUGUUAUCCCCCUUCCUGGGAAAAACUUUGUACGGCAUCAUUUGAGGAACAAUCCUGACUUGUACGGACCGUUCUGGAUCUGUGCCACGCUAGUCAUCACACUAUCCAUCAUGGGAAACCUUUCAACAUUCAUUCAGAUGCACGACCGUGCUGGUUACAACUAUAACCCUCAGUUUCACAAAGGUUGGUUUUUACGGCUCUGUGUAACGAUGCUGAAUAUGCAGUCUCAUUGUCUCAUUUAGGUAUCCAAAAGCUAAUGUUUCUGUCUUAUAUGCACAACUGAAUGAAGAGAAAAGGCAAUCUGAAGAAAAAGAGAGAGUAAAAACUUAAUAUUUAUUUUAAUUUAUAUAAAAAGAAAAUGGUAAAAACAUGGUGGUGGGUAACACCCUAAUCAAUUAUUAGAAAAACCAAUCCUGUCAUAUGAAUAUUCAGUGUUAAAAAGAAAAAGCCAUUCAAGUAACAUUUACAUAGAUAAACACUUGUAGCAAUUUAUGUCAAAAACAAAACCUACAGAACAGUGGAGAAAUCCUGGAGAGUGAUAGCAUAAGGAAGAGGCAAGUAGGAAAAAGAGCCCCUGAGAAUCAGCCCCUAAACGUGCCUUCGAUAGCACCUAUGCUUAGUCUGAAAUCCCACUGACCGCUGCUGGCUAUAGGCUCCCUGAUUGAAAAGAGACACAGAUAAAACAAAUGAUAGGUAUAGAGGAAAAAAGGUGAUAAUAGCCAGGUCCAACAGUGCUAAACACAGUCCAUGUAGCAUUAUAGAAGCCAUGUAGGCAGGAUAGCAGAACCGGCUGUAUUCAGAGCUCUAUCGUUUCUCUCUCUCUUUAAUUGCAGUAAUAUAAUUAAUGUCCCUUCUGUGUCACCCUGUUGGUGGAAAGACAGCCUCCAUGUCCCAUUGCUUCCUACCGCCUGUGUUACCCUGUAUUGGUAGAGAGGUACAAACCCCAAGUCCCUGGCCUUAUCUUAUAGUUAGGACAGCCUUAUGCCUAUCCCACGCAUGCUUAAACUCCUUUACUGUGUUAACCUCUACCACUUUAGCUGGAAGGCUAUUCCAUGCAUCCACUAACCUCUCAGUAAAGUAAUACUUCCUGAUAUUAUUUUUAAACCUUUUUGCCCCUCUAAUUUAAGACUAUCCUCUUGUUGUGGUAGUUUUUCUCCUUUUAAAUAUAGUCUCCUCCUUUACUGUGUUGAUUCCCUUUAUGUAUUUAAAUGUUUCUAUCAUAUCCCCCCUGUCUCGUCUUUCCUCCAAGCUAUACAUGUUAAGAUCCUGCAAUCCAUGAACCAGUUUAGUAGCCCUUCUCUGAACUCUCUCUAAGGUAUCAAUAUCCUUCUGAAGAUACGGUCUCAGUACUGUGCUACUCCAAGGGUCUCACCAGUGUUCUGUACAAUGGCAUGAGCACUUUCCUCUUUCCUACUGUAAUACCUCUCCCUAUACAACCAAGCAUUCUGCUAGCAUUUCAUGCUGCUCUAUUUGUCUCCCCAAGGACCACUAUGGUACCAGGGAAAACACUUUCAGUUUUCCUGUACUACUCUUCACCUAGUCAAUGCCCCACCUGCGGGCUGUAGGGUGAGGAAAGUUAAAAGCAUUACCUUUCUCCCAGCUGAUGGGAGCUCUCGCCUCCCGAUCCUCCUCCUCCUCCUCCCACUUCCCCAUUUUUUUUGCAGCGUGGCAAGAGCUAGCAUUCAGCCCGGUCUCUGCCUCAAGCAUUCAUAAUGCUUUUCUGUAGAUAGAUGUUCUCACUGUGAUUUUCAUAGUGAAAUCGCAAGCGCCUCUAGCGGCUGUCAAUGAGACAGCCACUAGAGGAUUUGAGGGCUGGAUUAACCCAUUCAUAAACAUAGCAGUUUCUCUGAAACUGAUAUGUUUAUAAAAAAAAAUGGGUUAACCCUAGCUGGACCUGGCACCCAGACCAUUUCAUUAAGCUGAAGUGGUCUGGGUGCCUAGAGUGGUCCUUUAAGUCAUCAGAAAUAAUUACCCCGAAAUCCCUUUCCUCAUAUGUUGAGGUUAGGACUAUUAUCAAAUAUUCUGUACUCUGCCCUUGGGUUUUUACGUCCAAGAUGCAUUAUCUUGCGGUUAUCCACAUACUAGAAUCCUUCCAAGGUGCCUCACAGUCAAAGGUGGCAUAACCUCAAUUCCAGAGUAAACCCCAAAAAAUGGUCUGGACACUCAAAUAUACAUCCAGUACAGACUUUAUUGGACACAAAUGUUUUGAUUUAACAGAGUCUUUAUCAAGCUGUAAAGAACCAACACAUUCACAGUAUCUUUUAUUUAUGUAUAAUAUGGUGCAAAAGAUGUACGACAUCACUUCCGCUGUACAUUGCAGCAUUUUUGUAAUGGGAACACAGCUGUAAGUAAUGCUCACUAAUCCUUUGAUAGAUAUAGAGAGAGAGAGAGAUAUGACAUUGUAAAUGUGUUGGUUCAAUUUAGCUUGAUAAAGACCCAGUUGAGUCGAAAUGUUGGCUUUCGUGUCCAAUAAAGUCUGCAUUGGAUGUGUCCUUUGAGUGCCAGGACCUUUCUUUCUGCUAUUCCAUGUUUUGUUAGACUUCCUGUCCCAGAGCUGAACUGUAUGCUAUAUUCUAGUGAUCCUCUGCCUCCUCUGUUUCAGUGUCUGUGGCUGGUGUAAUUAUAUACAGUUAUGCCUGGCUUGUUCCACUUGCCUUAUGGGGCUUCCUACAAUGGAGGAAAGGCGUGAUGCAAGGUGUGGGGUCUUACAGCUUCUUGGAAACAGUGUGUGUCUAUGGAUACUCCCUUACUGUCUAUAUUCCAACUACGGUGAGUGCACUAUAUAAUCCUACAUUAAUUCAUACUUUCUGGCCCUGCAGAUGUUUAUUGCAGUAAUUAUUACGAUAUCAUGCUCAGGAGAUGAGGCAUGUAGCUAAGCCAGCUUAUCUAACCCGUUUUAAGGUGUCCAUUGGCACCUACCAUCACAAAAUGUUACAAUCAUUGGAGCGAAAAGGACGUGUAAACUCAAUACUUUGUGUGUGUCCACAGACAAAGUAAUAUGCCAAAUGUCUAAUUUUCACAGGCAAUUCCUGGCUGAUGAAUAAUACCGUUUGUUCACAAACUGCAAUUUAGUUUUUUCCUUUUAACAAAGAUUAUAAAACUAAUGUACCCUCAAGGGAAGGAUGCACUUUGCAAUUUCUGAGGCUCCUGUAUUCUCACUUGACGAGGUCUAAAGGUGUAGACACACAGGGUGUUCUUGUGGAGGGUAAUAUCAUAUAAGGAUGUCCUUUACGUCUAUUGCAUCAGAAGCCUAACUCCACACUUUUCAGGCAUCUGCAAACGCACCACUGUCAAAGAAAGAAAAAUGAGUCCAAAACUAAAUAAAAAUGCAGAAUUCCAUUCCCAAACCAGGACUUGACAACACCCAAUUAGCUAACUGGACACCAACUUCUCGAAUUAAUUUCAGCUUAAAAGUACUGGCAAGAAGGCUCAAUCCAAUACUUACUUUAUUAGUUCACCUUGAUCAAGUUUGCUUUAGCCCAGGGAGACAACUCUGAGAAUACUCGAAGAAAUAUUGACCUAGUAUGCCACCUUGUUGACUCUGACACCUUGUCUGGUCCUUUCUUCAGAUGCGGAAGUGAGCAGCCUUUUAAAUUUGAGCUUCUAACUCAACCUGGCUUUACUCUUGCCAUGUGUUACAGCGGUCUAAGUCUUAUACGCAAAUUUGAGAGCACUGACGAUAAUGGGAUCUAAAACUACAUCAUUCAAAAUAGUGAAUGGAACUAGGCAGGGAUGACCCUUUUCACCUUUAUUUAUUUACAUUAACACUUGUUCUGUUGUUGCACUCAAUCUGUAAGCAGCCAGGAAUUUCUGGGGCCAAUGUAGAGUAAUUAGAAAGUCAUUUGGCAUAUGCAAAUGACUUUCUAAUUAUUCUAACCAGCCCAAUCAUCUCUAUGCGUCAUUUGAUCAUCAUUCGGGAGAUCUGUCUGGUUAUAAAGUUAACCUGACAAACUAUAGCAAUGCCAAUACAUGUCUUUGCCAAGGAUGCAACAUGGAUAGGAGACUUAAUCCAAGGGAUUAUUUUGGUUACAUUCAAAAUAAAAACGCAAAAAAAAAAAAACACAUCCUAAGGGGAAAUUAGUUUUGUACUGGACUGCUCACCCAAAAAGUGCUUACAUGGAACACGCCUGAAGCGCCAACGUGCCAGGUGUGCAUAUCAAUACUAAGCCACCUGGGCCCUUCACUAUGGAUUCUGUUUAAUGCAGGCUCCUGUGGGAUGUCAGAAAACCAAUUCACCUGGCCAUUACUGUGAGGGCUUCCGUCAGCAAAGAAAUAGAACUCUGGGAUUUAUAGCAUUAAUGUUAAAAAUCAGUAGACAGGUGAUUGUACCAUUGUUUCUGAUGUUGCAACAUCGCAAUCUGGUUGAAAAUACAUUUCCUGUCAUUGCUCUCAAUACCUAUAGCUGGGACACAUACUUUUGGUAAAGGUUGGGGCUAAAAUAUAUGGUUCUAGGAGCCACAGCCCAUGACAUUUUCUAGAGUUCGGUAUAGCGAUGAGUAACUGUGUUCAGGGUAUAAGUAACAGUACAUAAAAUAACAUCCUUUCUAUAACUCUAAUUGCAGAUUUUGUGUGUGAUUCCUUUUGAAUUAUUCCGAUGGAUCCUGAUCAUUGUGGCUAUGAGUAUCUCUGGUUUUGUCCUCGUUCUUGCUUUCUGGCCUCAUAUCCGCAACGACAACAAAAUGGCUUCCCUUGGCAUGGUGAUUGGCAUGAUUGCUCUGCAUGUCCUAAUGGCUGUAGGCUUCAAGGUACCAACUGCCUGUAUUCAUUCCAUGAAAAGUUAUGUGAUGGAAAUGUGUGUUUUCUUUUUUCUAUAAAAGGACAAAAAACUUUAUUUUAAUCUGACUAUUACAUUUCCAAUGAUGACUGGUAUUCACAACUGCAGUGCCAUAUUUCCAAGUGCCCAUUCUGUGUGGCUGCUUUCUCACAAUAUCACACUGUACAAAACAUGUUUCACUAAUGAUCCUUAGUCAUUUUUGUUUUGCUCCACCCAUUCCUAUGCUACAAAGUAAUUUGUUUCCAAUCUUCUAUGUAAAUAUCUACAUGCACCUUACCAAACAAGCAUGAACUCAUUGCCACUUUUAAGUUAUUCCGCACUCCCUCCCCCCUAAUAGAUUUCUGGUAUAACACGAAAACCAUUCAAAGACCGAGUGUAAUUGAUAAAUAUGGAAACAUCUUUUUAUAGAGACAGUAACCUGAAUUUCCACACCCUAAGACAGUGGUUUUCAACCUAUAUCCUGGAGAACACUAGUGUGCUGUAACAACCCAGAAGUCAUUGAAGUAGCUUAUCUUUUUAAGUCUCUUGUUUUUU
Messenger RNA from Pelobates cultripes (western spadefoot toad), 8319 nucleotides. Lineage: Eukaryota; Metazoa; Chordata; Amphibia; Anura; Pelobatidae. The record is from the annotation of a GenBank genome assembly.